GCACACAACAGACUGGUUGCUGAUCUUGACGAUAACAAUCUGGUAGUUCUGGAAACCCAGAGCUUCACCACGGAAGUGAGUACCGCACUGGAAAAGCUAAAGCAUGCAGACGUUAGAAUAAUACUCGGAAACUUUAAUGAAGUUUGGGCCAGGAGGAUAUUUUGCGAAGCUUACAAAUUUCACAUGUUCGGGAGGAAAUAUCAGUGGAUUAUAAUGGGCACUUUCGCUGAAGAAUGGUGGUUGAAGCCCGACGGUGGUUGUGCACCAUCAGAGCUCGUUGAAGCACUACAUGGCGCUAUUCUGACUGAUUUACUGCCAUUGUCAACAGACCGACAAAUCACUGUUUCGGGAAUU
Cotesia congregata is the source of this 354-nucleotide messenger RNA. NCBI's taxonomy places the organism in Eukaryota, Metazoa, Arthropoda, Insecta, Hymenoptera, Braconidae. The record is from the annotation of a GenBank genome assembly.